Vollenhovia emeryi is the source of this 3563-nucleotide messenger RNA. It is a transcript of the gene Crtc, whose product is annotated as CREB-regulated transcription coactivator 1-like. NCBI's taxonomy places the organism in Eukaryota, Metazoa, Arthropoda, Insecta, Hymenoptera, Formicidae. The record is from RefSeq and is a predicted model, not a curated record. Bases 56 to 1957 code for a protein of 633 amino acids. Gene Ontology annotation, biological process: protein homotetramerization; positive regulation of transcription by RNA polymerase II. Gene Ontology annotation, cellular component: cytoplasm; nucleus. Gene Ontology annotation, molecular function: cAMP response element binding protein binding. The transcript has 14 exons.
GGUGGGUGCUCCGGGUUCCGCGAGUGUCCGCGAAAAACUAGUGCCGCGAGCCAUCAUGGCGAACCCACGGAAAUUCAGUGAAAAGAUCGCGCUGCUGAACCAGAAGGAGGCGCAGGACUCGGCGGCUUUCGAAGCGAUCAUGAAGGAGGUCUCGAACGUCACGAGCAGAGUGGCCUCGGCGAGCAGCUCGGUGGGUGCUAGUCCCACGGGAUCCGGCGUACCGGAGACCCCGCUGUCCGUCAAGAGUGCCGGCGCCAGUCCACCGCAGUCCAGCGGCAAGCAUCUGCACAUUAACCUGGGAAAUCAGUUCAGGGCGGGUGGCUCGCUGCCGAACGUUAACAACAAUGUCAAUUGCGGCAACGACGCGAAAGAGCACUCCUCGCCGCAUCCCGGCGCGAUCCACUCGAUCGACCUUAAGACGGCGCUCAGCAAUCUGGAGGAGAUGCAGCACAACGCCAUGUACCGUGGCGACAACCGGAGCCGCAGCAUGGGGGUUGGACCCAUGCGAUCUCGCCCGAUGGAAAAGAGGCACGACACGUCGCCGUACAGCGGCGUGCCCUACCUGUCGCCACCGCCGCCGGAUACCUGGCGGAGAACGAACUCGGACUCCGCUUUACACCAGAGCGCGAACGAGGCUUGCCAGUCGACCUCCGCCAUACCUCAUCGACGAGAUCAACACGUUAUGACCGGAAGCGGAAGCGACAACAGAGAUUCUCACCACGGCUUCAUCGAACGACCGAGAUCCUCGUGCGAAAUGCCUAGAGUGCCUGGGAUUAACAUAUAUCCGAGCUCGCAACCACCGGGACAGCAAAUACCGAUAGGCAACAACACGGGGUCGUUGCCCGACUUGAGCAACGUCCACUUUCCGUCACCACUUCACACUCCUCUGGACCAGGAGGAUCAUUCGAGUAGUACGCCGUUCAGCAAUACCCAUUUAUCAGUGCCUGUUAACUCUAGGUUUCUUCACACGUGUAAGCAGGGUGUGGCAUUGGAAAACAGCACAAGUACUUCGCAACAGGAUCUUCAGAGCUAUCCGCAGCAACCGGCGCCGGCGGCGACGUCUCACAGCCCGACUGCUGGCCAUUACAUUUAUCAACAACCGCACAGUCCUGUGCCGCAGAGUCCAAAAACGUCACAGCAGCAGCAACAGCAGCAACAUCAACAUCAACAGCAUCAACAACAUCAACAAUCGCAGCUCAAUUCGUUGGGAUCGUACAGAUCCACGCAGUCGGUGAACAGGCCGUCGCCGCAAUCGUCACCUAGUCUAACCGUUCAAGGAAGUCCCUUAAGUUAUAGCAAUAAUCCAUCGGCGCCGCCUAGUCCUACAGGACAUCCGGGUCCACCCAGCUUGACGUCCGAUGCUAUCGAUCAGAAUACUUAUUUCAUCAAUCAGGCGCAAGCGGCAGCCCUCCAGCAGGAUUUCGAACAGUUCACAAUGGGACUGGAGUGGCCCAAAUUUGCGCAGCAGCUGAUGGAACUCGGUUGCACCUGGACCACGCAGAUAGAGAUGGACACGCCGGUGCAGGCGAACACGAUUGGGACGUUUAUCGGGUCACCAAAUCAUACUACGAAUUACACGCAGAACGACGUGAUUAAUGUCGGUGGCGAAUUAGGCAGCGCAGACACGGGAUACUUCAGCACGAGUCCGCAAAUGGCGUAUCAACCUGCGACGACAACGACCACCGCUACUCAACAGCUCACCCCGCAAACUCCAAACACACCUACGAUCAUUCUCACAGAUUUUUCUGGUGCGGAUGAUCUUACGAACCCGGAAUUUGUGAAAGACCUCGGGACGGCAAUGAUGGGUGAUUUUGACCCGGAAAUGUUCCCAUCGGACGAUGCCCUCAGACAGGGCCUUGAUCCGAUCGAUGUGGAUGGGCUACAAAUGCUCGCUGACCCUACGAUGGUUAUAUCGGAUUCCAGCGCCGAAGCCCACUUUAGAUUAGAUCGACUUUAAGGGAAGAAAUUUUACUCAUUUACCAACACUCGUGUCGACUAUUGCGUAGGAUAAAAUAAAUUCUGUCCUGGUGUCGUGAUUAAUUCUUAAGACACUUUGACAUAUUGGGGUACCACUUCUUGGGCACUGGCAGAUUUGCAGGGAAACGCGCGUCAAUAUGUAUAAAUGUUUGUAAAUUUUAUUUACAGCGUAUGAACUUAAGUAGAUUUAUACGCCAAAUAUUUUUAUCUCGUUAAAAUGCUGUACAUUUUGUUAUCUCAUAACCCAUACGUGAUGUCAGAUCUGUAUUGUUUUUGUGGAUAGCGUAUUUGUGUUUGAAAUCUUUCGAAAUAUUUUCUGGAAACAGGUCAGUGGUCAAUGAAAGUUGUUUCCCGCUCGUGAUAAACCGCUACUUGACGAUUAAGUAAUAUAUAUAAAUCUUUAUUAACCCUUUUUUUAUUUUACACUACUUUGUACAUUGUAUCAUGUAUGAUCUCUAAGAAGCACAAAAGAAAAAGGUUUACUGAUUUAUACAUGCUUUUAUCAUAAUGCAAUUAUAGUGAAGUAAUCUACCGUUUAGGCCAAUUUAAAGUUAGAAAAGACGAACGAUUAUGCUCCUCAAUGGGGAGUAAUUAAAAACGCAUAAAGAUAUAGAAGUGAGAGAGGAGGGAGAUGCCUAUCGGCGGUACACGCCAACAGCGAUCUAGAUUCUUAUGUUUCCUUUUCCUCAUUACAUCCUUGCGAGCAACUUACAAUCAUAAACAUUUAUGUUCGUAGUACCUAAUCUAUACGAAUAAUUGGUUAUAUUUUCCUCUCACUCUUAAUAUCGCGUUCGCGUUAUGCUACAAAUUAGUUUAGAAAUUUACAGGAUUGUAUUAUUGAACAAAUUUUGGCUCGGUUAACAUGCAUCGCAAAAAUUACGAUCGAAUCUGUGAUAUUGAACGAUUAAAUUUAAGAAAUUUAAAAGCAAUCUCACCGAAGAGAUCGCGUAAGAAUUUUCUCGGGAAACGGGCUUUUCUACGUUUCAAACAUGCAAUCCUGCUACCGCUGAUCAUUUCAUUUAAAGAACGGUUAAUUAUAAUUUCCAAUCUCUCCGUUAAUUAUUAAUUGCUUUUCCCAUCGCUGAAUAAACGCAGUGAUAAUAACGAGGAGGAAGAAAAUGUCAUAUGCGUGUACCCUCGGCGGUUGUCAAUUGUUUUUUGAAAGUAAUACAUUAUACUUUAUACGCAUUCGAUAGUUAAUCGGAUGUGAGAUUAAGAUAAUUGUUAAUAACUGUGAAAUCAAGAAGAUGACCCUUAUAUCUAGACACAUUGUAAGUAGCGUACCAUAUCUUUCUCGAUAACAUUCAAAUUCUUCGUUCUAGUUGAAGACAUAAUGUAGGCGAUUAGUGUUACGGAAUCAGGCUACGACAUACCGAAGAACGCGAUAGUAUCUAUGGUAUAGUGUAGUCUGAGUCUAACGGUGCAUAAUUCAGCACAUACACCUUUCACAUAAUAUUAAAUAGAUUGAAAUUUGAACAGACGUAAAUCGCAAUGAAAUCGCUAUCGCUAAUAUCACAUUCAUAUCUUAUAAAUAUAGAUCAUCCUCUGUCUGCAAGGAUAAAUAAAUAUAUGGAAUAGUGCUAGGA